AGUUAAAGAAAAAAAAAGAAACGAAAGAUGGGAGAAUCCAACAACCGUUCUAAUUAAAUCUAUUAUCACCACAUCCGUUCCACCGGAAGGGCACUAAAUCUUCUUUUGUUCUUGCCACGCCAGAUUCGAUUGUGUCGCGCGAGAUGCGCUUUUGUUUUACUUUUCUUUUCUCUCUCUCUCCAUCUUUUUCUUCUUCACGUCGCAGCUUCCAUGUUUGCAUCUUUUUCUUCUUGAUCUGUAAAUUCUAAUUCGCCCGCCCUUCCCCUUCGAGUUCUUUGACAGGGCGCAUCCCUAACCUACACGUGCCCUAGAAACCAACCCCUGAAACUGACCCGUUUUCCAUCUCUCUCUCUCUCAACACACACACACCAUGACAACCCGAGAACAAGAUACGAAUUGAUCGGACGUUUCCGUCAUAAUCGAGUAAACUUGUAUUUAAAAGAAUUGGAAUAUUGGAAAAAUAAUUUACAAAGAUUUAGUUUUGAAUUGGGCGUUUGGUGAUGAUUGUGCGAUAUUAAAAGGGAGGAUUAAAAUUUGGUCCGGAGACGGAUGCUGCGCCACCUCGGUUGUAUCCGCCGAGGGAGGAUAGAGAUAGCGUCGCGACGCCCGAAUCUAUGGCAAGCAGAGAGGCAGGUCGCCCGUUGCUGCUACUGCUGAUGCUGUGUCGUCCUCCUCCUCAUCCUACUUCACCUCCUCAUAAUCAUCAUCCCGAUGUUGUGCAGUUGUUCGGUGCCAAUAAAUCGAGUGCGACAGACAACAUCAAACAAAACUUACAGUUAGUUAGUUUCACCUAACAAAACUGCAGAAAGAAGUUCAGUUUUAUUAUUUCAACAACUGCAAUUACAUUUUCUGUUCUCACGUCGUUGUCGUGAUUUUUUUAAGUAUGGUGAAGGAUGUGCGGAUGAUGGGUGGAGCGCCGUCCGGUCGGGCCCAAAGCAGGACGAAGCUCUGAUUAAAAAUUAAACAAAAAAAAAAAAAAAAACAAAACAUAGUUUUUCUUCAAUCUGUGCGGAUUGUGUGCGGUGAAGGGGAGGAGAGAAGUAGUGACCAACCAUGUCGUGGGAAUCGCUGAACUCACAUCACGACUUCAUCAGGUAUGGCGGCGUGAGCCAUCAGCUGUCGGCGACGCGACUGCUGUCGUCUCCGGAGGGUUCACGGAAUCCUCUGGACGGUGGCGUGAGCAUCGGCGGGGCCGGCGCCAUGGAGCACCACCAGUCGUGGACGUGGGGCGAUUCAUUCUCGAGCUUACAUCGCGAUACCGCCUACACAGAGGUGCGUAACCCGCGACCCGCCUAUUUCACGUGGAGCUGCUUCCGCGGUUGCAGAGCUCGCAUCCAUCACAGCAUCGCCAAGAGGAAAGUGGAACAGGGCGUGAAACUCUAUAACCAGCACAAGCAGCAACAGGCGGUGCGCAAAUGGAAGUCCGCCCUUAAAGCGAUCCGAAAACGGGAGGACAAGUUCGAGCUGCUCGGCUAUCUCUAUCAGGCCUACAUGGAUUGGGGAAAAUACAGGGAUGCGUUGGAGUUUGCCCAUAAGCAGCUGUACAUCUCGGAAGAGUUGGAUAAUCCGAACAUGAGGGCGGAAUCUUAUUUGAAUUUGGCGCGCGCCCACCAGAGACUCGGAGGUUUGGAAAGAGCACUGGCUUAUGCCAGACACUCGCUGUACAACGAUUGCGAGCAGUGCGCGACUGCCGGACACGUCCAUCUCACAGUCGGCUCCGUCUAUUUGGAGUUGGCUGGCUUCAACAAAGCCCUGGAUAGCUUUCAGCACGCGCAUCGCAUAGCACAGGCCGUCCACGACAACGCACUCGAACUACAAGUGUACGUUGGGUUGUCGGAGCUAUUCAGCAGGCUGCAGGACGCGGACAAAAGCGCGCGCUACGCAUCGAAAGCGUACGAUUUGUCAAGAUCGUUGCAGUUAGGCGACCUCAACAGCAGACACCACAGAGCUGCCCUCCUGCAGAUGGCUUCGGCACUAAGGAAACAGGGCGAACUGGGAGACGCGCACGACUACUGCUCGGAGGCGACAAGGUUGGCAUUAGUUUCCGGGGACCAGGCGACGUACGCCCGCAGCAUACGCAUCAUGGGCGACAUCUACAGAAAGAAACAAGAUAUCAAUAAAGCCUUCCGGCAGUACGAGACGGCGAUGGGUUCAGCUGCGGCGAUGGGCGAUCGCGUGAUUCAAAUGGAGUCGAUGGAUGGCGCUGCUAGAUGUUUGGAGGCGUUACGGCUGCAGCACAAGAUAUGCAACUGUCGACCCUUGGAGUUCAACACUAGGCUUCUGGAGGUGGCCAGCUCCGUCGGCGCCAAACUUCUGGUGCGAACGAUUCGCAUGCGUUUAUCGAAGAUCUACCAUAGCUUAGGCGACGAAGACCAGAAGCAGCAUCACGAGAGAGUCGCGACGCGGCUUCAGCAGGACCUGGACCUCACCUGCGGCGGCUGCGGAUCCCCCUACGGCAUCGAAGGAGAUUCACUGGAGGCGCUUCCGUGCGCUCACAUUCUGCACGCCAGAUGCGCCUACGAUAUUCUACGAAGGAACAAAAAGAAGAAACGCAGCUGCCCCGAUUGCGACAAAGCGAUGAACUCGAGGCUCUACCUCAACUGCAACGAUUACAACAACACUUACAGCCCGGUCGCCCUCUCCGUCUGCUCCUCGGAAAGCCACUGCGAAUCGCACCAGGCGACUAGUUCAGUUUAAACGCACCAAGUGAAGAGAGAAGAAAAAAAAAAUCACACACUCACACAACACACCAAUCAAAUCACCAAAUACUAAUUUAAUCAUUUAAAAUAUAGCGGAAAACGCGAGAAACGGACGCAACGCCGCGUGGCGGAUUUCCAUGUAAUUAGUUUUAGGUUUAGUUUAAAAGAAAAGAUAAUGAUGAAUAUCUAUUCUUUCUCUCUCUCUCUAUUUCUUCCAUCUUAAAUGUAUUGAAUUAAACGAAAAAAUCUAACUAAUUAACUAAAGACAUACUACUAAUACUAAUAACUUAGGGCUGCACCGAAAAUUAAUGACGAAGUAAACGAAACGUAACUUACUCGAGUAAAUAAUGAUAAAAUUCCUUUAGCGUUUAAGCACCACACAAAAGAGAAAAAAACACCAAAAAAAUAAAUUAAAAUAAAUGUAUGUCAGCGUUGCGUCCCGCAUCCCUCGUCGAUUGGAAACGUCGAUCGAAGACAACAAAAAAAAAA
Nicrophorus vespilloides is the source of this 3188-nucleotide messenger RNA. Its product is annotated as 43 kDa receptor-associated protein of the synapse homolog. Gene Ontology annotation, biological process: chemical synaptic transmission. The transcript is spliced from 8 exons. NCBI's taxonomy places the organism in Eukaryota, Metazoa, Arthropoda, Insecta, Coleoptera, Silphidae. The record is from RefSeq and is a predicted model, not a curated record. Gene Ontology annotation, molecular function: acetylcholine receptor binding; protein-membrane adaptor activity. Bases 1054 to 2697 code for a protein of 547 amino acids.